Molecule: messenger RNA, 7092 nt
Organism: Bubalus bubalis (water buffalo)
Lineage: Eukaryota; Metazoa; Chordata; Mammalia; Artiodactyla; Bovidae
Gene: MAML1
Product: mastermind like transcriptional coactivator 1
Exons: 5
Coding region: 1836-4628 (930 amino acids)
Biological process (GO): Notch signaling pathway; positive regulation of transcription of Notch receptor target
Cellular component (GO): nucleoplasm; nuclear speck
Molecular function (GO): transcription coactivator activity
Source: RefSeq, a predicted model, not a curated record
CCAGGGAAGCCCAAUACGCCUUACAUAAGGAAUAUUAUUCUUAUUUUUUCCAAAAGUCCUGUGGUACUCUUAGGCAUCCGUUUCCUAGCAAAGUUACCAUCAGCAAACCGUUUGUACAAGUGAAAAUGGAUCAAAUCAAAUUUACUAGUAGAGUCCACUCUCUGCUUAUUUUUUCCCCCUUCUUAGGAUAUUCCACUACAGCAAAAUCUUGACCAAUAUCUUUUUACGGUAAAUACUGUUACAGAUGAAUCAGAAACUGUGCUUCAGACUUUUUCUACUCUAGUUGUCAAGGAAUGACCUUAUUAGGUUUUGUUUGUACUGCGUGUCCUCAUUGAAAACCAAAUAGUAAUUUUCUGGUGACAGGAUUGACUUCUUUUUAUUAGGGAUGCCAAAUAAUAGAGAAUUACCACUCACUUUAUACAAACAUUAAUUCUGUCAUGAAAAUAGCCUUCUACAAUAGCUUCAACAUUUUCUUUUGGUAAAAUGCUAUAAAGGUUUAUGCCUGGCCCCCUUAGACAGCGUUGUCAUACUUUUGCUGCUUACUUCUUAAGUUGUAAUAGUUACCAAGAAAUUUGACAGUUCCAUGUCAACCAUUCAUGGAAGUUGCCUUUCCUGCUUAGUUUAGGAGAUUAUAUUGUUUGUUAGGAAAGAAUUACCAAUACAUUGUUAAUUGUUUAGGAAAUAAUAUUUCUCUUUGUCGCUCUCUUUUUAACUUUUAUCUAUACAUAACUACACAAAUAGCGCAAAGAACAUCUGCUUACCUUUACUUAGAUUCUGCCCUUUGUCGUCAUCGUUCCUUAUUUGCUUUAUCGUGUCACACAUGCUCUUUCUCUCCUCUCUACCUUUCUCUCUCCCUAAAAGUUCUGUUCUCUGAACCAUCUGUGAGGACGUUGCACCCUCUCUACCCCAAACACCUCAGUGUGUACCUUCUAAGAGUUACAGAUGUGCAGAAUUUUAAUAAUUAUUUUGUAGACUGAGCCUAUGUAAGAAUUAUAUAAAUAAUAAAUUAUUUUCAGAGAGUAGGUAUUUCUGAACAUGAAACAGACAUUGUGGGAUAAUUUUAGAGAAAAGAUGAGUAACGUGGCUUCAGGAUUGCAUUUCUUCCUAUAACGUUCAUGACCUUGUCCUAGCAUCUUUCCUUUUUUAUCAGUAUCCCCUUUUCCACUGGGUCCUUGCCUUUAGCUUGAAGCAUGAACAGAUCUUCUCCUUUCUUUUGUCUUUUCUCACCCUCAAAAUAGUGUCCUAGCUCCUUCCUUCCCUUUGCCCUUUCCACCGCACUUCCCAUUUGCUCAUUUCCCCAUUGUAAUCUGCCUUCUGCCUCUUCUACUUUUCCGAAGCUGCCCCUUAAAGGACACCAAAGAUGGACUUGCCAAAUUCAGUGGCUUCUUAGUCAUCAUUCUUUUUGACUUCCUCCUUCCUAAGACUCUUCUGUUAGCUUCUACUCUCUUCUGAUUUUCUUUCCAGCUUUCUGACUUUUCCUCCUGCUUUCCUUUAUUAAUUCAUGCAAAAAAUAUUUGAGUGCCCACUGUAGGUCAGAACAUUUUUUGGUUGCUAGGGAUACAGCAGUGAACAAGACAGACUGAAACUCUGCUCUCAUGGAGAGAGAUCAAUAAUUUUUAAAACUAAUUUUAAGUUAUAAUAAAUGCUAAGAAAAAAUGUAAAGUGAUGUGAUACUGAGUGAUUUAUAGUAGCAGUUUUAGAUAUGAUAGUAGCAGCUCUGUCUUAAUUUGGGCUGAAUGACAGGAGGUAAUGAGUCAGCUGAAAGUUUCAGAAAAGAACAUUCCAGUUAGAACUACCACCAGAAAGUUUCUGAGGCAAGAACCUUCUGUGCUUGCAUGAAGGACAGAAAGGAGGGACAGUAUGGGCAGAGCAGCAGGCAGUCGGCUGGUGUGUGUGAGAGCUGGCAUCUCCAUGAUACGGUUAAGAGGAAUCUCGACAGUGCCACAUCCCCUCAAAAUGGUGAUCAGCAGAAUGGCUACGGAGAUUUCUUUCCUGGGCACAAGAAGACGCGCCGAGAGGCCUCUCUGGGAGCUGCCGUCUCUUCCAACGGCCUGCCCCCGGCUUCCCCACUCGGCCAGCCCGACAAGCCUGGCCCUGAAGCCUUGCAGGCCACUGGGAAGCAUGCACUGGGGCUGGACUCCAUCAGCAAGAAGUGUCUGGCAGACUCGAGCCUCCACCUGAAUGGAGGCAGCAACACUAGUGAGUCAUUUCCCCUGAGCCUGAAUAAAGAACUGAAACAGGAGCCCAUGGAUGACCUGCCUUGCAUGAUCGCAGGGGCCGGAGGCUCCAUCUCUCAAGGCAACCUCAUGCCUGACCUCAACCUCAAUGAGCAGGAGUGGAAGGAGCUCAUCGAGGAGCUGAACAGGUCAGUUCCUGAUGAAGACAUGAAGGAUCUGUUCAAUGAGGACUUUGAAGAGAAGAAGGACCCAGAGUCUUCUGGUUCUGCCACACAGACCCCCCUGGCACAGGACAUUAAUAUUAAGACGGAAUUCUCUCCAGCGGCCUUUGAACAGGAACAGUUAGGCUCUCCACAAGUGAGGGCUGGGUCUGCAGGACAGACCUUUAUGGGGCCUUCAUCUGGCCCUGUGACCACAGAUUCACCCAGCCUCGGGGGCUCCCAGCCCCUCUUCCUCACCACUGGUCAGCCUGGAGUGGAUAGCCCCAGUCCCAGCCUGAUGCCGGCAUCAGCCCAGGCCCAGAAUGCACAGAGAGCCCUCUCCAGUGUGGUGCUGCCUAGCCAGGGCCCAGGCGGAGGCUCAGAGCUGUCCUCUGCCCACCAACUCCAGCAGAUCGCUGCCAAGCAGAAGCGUGAGCAGAUGCUCCAGAACCCGCAGCAGGCUGCCCCAGCACCCGCUCCAGGCCAGAUGUCCACGUGGCAGCAGACAGGCCCCGCCCACAGUCCCUUAAAUGCCCCUUACCCCGUGGAAAAGCCAGCCAGCCCUCCUGGUUACAAGCCAGACUUCACCACUUCCAAACUGCUCAUGAUGCCCAGUGUCAACAAGAGCUCCCCUCGACCUGGAGGCCCCUACCUCCAGCCCAGCCAUGUGAGCCUCCACCAGCCGCCAAGUAACUUGAAUCAAAACCCCGUGGCUAGCCAAGGCUCGGUGCUGGACUAUGGCAACACCAAGCCCCUUUCUCACUACAAAGCAGACUGUGGACAAGGCGGCCCUGGGGCUGGCCAGAGCAAGCCGGCCCUGAUGGCUUAUCUUCCCCAGCAGCUGCCUCAUCUUAGCAGUGAGCAGAGCUCCUUAUUUCUGAUAAAACCAAAGCCAGGAAAUAUGCCCUUCCGAUCACUGGUUGCACCUAGCCAGGACCAGAACCCUCCCAAUGUCCCUGUACCAACCCAGGCUGCCAGUGUGGGGACUCAGCCGCCUGCUGUUUCCGUGGCCAGCACGCACAGUAGCACCUCCUAUCUCAGUAGCCAGCAGCAGGCAGCGGUAAUGAAGCAGCAUCAAUUGCUUUUGGACCAACAGAAACAGAGGGAGCAGCAACAAAAACAUUUGCAGCAACAGCAGUUUUUGCAAAGACAACAGCACCUUUUGGCAGAACAGGAGAAGCAGCAAUUUCAGCGCCAUCUGACCCGCCCGCCACCCCAGUACCAAGACCCAACACAGAGCACCUUCCCACAGCAGGUUGGACAGUUCACAGGGUCCUCUUCUGCCAUGCCUGGCGUGAACACCUUGGGUCCAUCUAACUCCAGCUGUCCCCGAGUGUUCCCUCAGGCUGGGAACCUGAUGCCAAUGGGCCCUGGACACACUUCAGUUUCUUCUCUCCCCUCAAACUCAGGCCAGCAGGACCGGGGUGUGGCUCAGUUCACUGGCUCCCAAAGCAUGCCACAGAGCAGCCUCUACGGCAUGACUUCCAGCAUAACCCAGAUAGUUCCCCAGCCUCCACCACAGGCCACCAACGGACAUGCCCACAUUCCACGGCAGACCAGCGUGGGCCAGAACACCUCAGUUUCAGCUGCCUAUGGACAGAACUCACUGGGGAACUCUGGUCUCUCCCAGCAGCACAGUAAGGGGACCCUGAACUCGGGUUUAACUAAGCCACAGGUCCCAAGGGUAUCAGCAGCCAUGGGAGGCCAGAAUUCCACGUGGCAACAUCAGGGAAUGCCAAACCUGAGCGGCCAGCCCCCGGGAAACAGCACCGUAAGCCCAUUCACCGCAGCCUCCAGUUUCCACCUGCAGCAGGCCCACCUGAAAAUGUCCAGCCCGCAGUUCUCUCAGGCGAUGCCCAGCAGGCCCAUGGCCCCCAUGAGCUCAGCAGCUGUGGCAGGGUCCAUGCUGCCCACUGUGAGCGCACAGCAGAGGACCAGUGCCCCUGUGCCAGCACCUCCCCAGGGAGCCCCGCAGCAGGGCUUGUCGGGCCUGAGCCCGGCGGGGCCUGAGCUGGGGGCCUUCAGCCAGAGCCCUGCCCCAGCCAUGGGCGGCCGGCCAGGCCUGCACUGUGCCCAGGCCUACCCCGUGCGGACCGCAGGCCAGGAGCUGCCCUUCGCCUACAGCGGGCAGCCGGGCAGCGGCGGGCUGGCCAGCAUGGCUGGGGAUGCCGACCUGAUCGACUCCCUGCUGAAGAACAGGACUUCCGAGGAGUGGAUGAGCGAUCUGGACGACCUCCUCGGGCCUCAGUAGCAGGAGGAUUUGUGGUGGUUUCAGUGUUCACACAGCCUGUAUUUUUGUUCUCAGAUUCAAGAAAGAGGAACUACUUUGGACCAAAAGCCCACAGCCCAGGGAGCCGGGCAGGCGGAGCUAGAGCCGCGGAGCCGAGGCCUGGUCCUCCCGGGACCGUGGGGCCCACGGCUCCCAGCCAGCAGUUGGGAUGUCGGGCUGGCCCCCCCACCUGCAGGUGUCACUGAAUGGGGUUGGGACAGCAGGACUGGGUUCUACGGGGGUUUUUUUAUCCAGAAGACCAAAAAGCCAACCGUAAAACCCCACGAUGCCAGCUUUAUAAAAAUUUGUGCUAUCGUUUUGAUCUAAUCCAAGAUUUCUCCACUUGGCCCAGUGUUGGGACAGAUUUUUGUUGAAACUUUAUAGUGGAACUAUUUGCAAUUUGUAGCAUAGAAAAGAUUUUUUAAAGGUUUUAAGGUUUUAAAACAGAUUAGGGUAGGUGGUUAAAAUCUAUAAGUGGCAUUGGAAACUUAGGGUUUCCUUUUGAUUAAGAGCCUUUUUUAUUCCUGCUCUUUGUCAGCCUUCAGGACAAAGAGAGGCUCACUGGAAACUUGCAUGUGCCAAAAAGGAACAGGAUGCCGUGAGAAGCAGAGCUAGUGGCAGACAUGCGGUCGUUACUGCAGCCCCGCGUUCUCCCAGAAUGCUGUUCUUCCAGGUUGGCAUUUAGGAGGACCUGGGCUGAGGAAUCCCUUCCUCCCAUGUUUUCAGAGCAGGACCCCAGGCUAAAGGCUGAAAUACAAACUGGGGUUCCUGUGUCUCUUUUGUUGUGACUCCUCACCUUUUGCAGUUUCUCUGGAGACUCGUAUUUAAUGUAUUAGGAAGGUGAUCAUUGUUGAGUUGUGCACAGAUGUCUUUUCUUUCACCCUAUCUUCAUUUCCCAUAACCGUUCUUCCUGCCUCCUGUUCUUUAUUUCUCCAGCCCAAGUGGAAAACCUCCUUAUGGCACUAAUUUACUAGAUUGGAGAGGAAAAGAGUCAUUAGAAUUCUCCAGGGAACCCUAGCGCUGUAAGGAGGUGGGUGUCCCCUCCCCAGAAAGCAGAGGUUCAGGGGAAGGAGGGAAAAGGACACAGGCCAGAGGAAGGGACCCCGCUCCAUUCUGCUCCUGCUGCCACUGCCUCUUCAGACGACUUGCACUUUUUAGAGAGAAUUGCUUUGUAACACUAACACAUCCUUUCUAAAAAUUCAAGUGGAUUUCUCUUUUAAGGUCUAUGACUGUUUAGGUCUUGACUAAGCUAAGAGUCCACAUAGUAUUACCUGUGGGCUGUUUGUGGAAAGUGAAGACGGAGAGAGCACUUCAAUAUAGCAAAAGCAAAAUGGUAAGCGUAGGGUGAAACUCUUUGAAAUGGAAUAUUGGAGGGAAAAUAGUACAGUGAAAAGAGUGGCUUAUAUGCAGAAUGAUCUCUGGCGAAAUCACCGCCCCAUUUUUAUUUCCCUGGAGUUUGAACAUGGAUAAUUCAGGGAGUAUCAUAUGUAAAGAAUUGAGCCAAGCAAAAUGCUCAUGCGAGCAGCCUGAGUGGCUUUGGGGGGUGAGGGCUCGCGCAUUGGCCGUUACUCUGCACCAGCAGUGCCUUUCGUGGGGGUGCUUGGACCCGCAGGUCUCCUCCAGCAGCCACUUGCCGCUGAGUGGCCAUGGGGCCAUUUCCCUUUUAUCUCCCUCGCAGCCUUCCCCGGAGGCUGAACAUAGCUCAGAGAAAGGGAUGCAUCAUCAAGCCAGUGAAGACGCCGCCCUCUGAGUGAGUUCCCGAAUCUGAAGGGGAAGAGGGUGACUUCAGUGGGUUUUUUUUUUACCAAAAAUAGCGGGCUGGAGGCUGGUGGUGGGUCCCUGUUCCUCUCCCGGUCUCCCUCUGGCUGCGCUCACCUCUGUCCUCGGCACUCACACCUCUGCCCCCUGUGGGGAGGGCUGCCCCCGCCUUAGUCCUGGGCCACCUGGACCGACGGCAGGCUUCUCACCUGCUGCAGCGUCGGAGCAAUAAAUGUGAUGCUCGGGGCCCCUGGGAGCUGCCAGUGGCUUUAUUUAUGAACCUGGUUUUUGGGUAGUCAGGGGAGGAGACAGCUCCACGUGAGUGCAAAUCCCCAUCUUCCAGGAGCCAUGACGCAAAAGUAAAGGGUGCUCGGACUUUUGUUAUACACAUUUGCUUUGUGUAAAUAAAUGUUUACAAUUUUAUAUUAAAGAUGGAAUACGCGUUAGAGCUUCUGACUGUAUAUUUUUUACUUUUAUAGAUUUAAAAACUAUGAUCCUUUAUAUAUGUGUUUUGGGGGCUAUAAGUUUUAUGACAAACAGUUGGUAUUGUUAACUUUUUACUGUCAUCAAAGUACAUAGAAAUUCUAUUAAUUCCCUUAUUUUACUUCCUUAACUCUGGUAUACACCAAAAAGAAGUCUUUACUUUCCUGUUUUAUCACUAUAAAAUAAUAAAAGUAUUUUGCUAGUA